Molecule: messenger RNA, 534 nt
Organism: Aspergillus calidoustus
Lineage: Eukaryota; Fungi; Ascomycota; Eurotiomycetes; Eurotiales; Aspergillaceae
Source: the annotation of a GenBank genome assembly
AUGAAGGCGACUCCGAGCACGAUUGCGACACCCGCUACCGCACCCACUACUAUACCAGCAAUAGCACCGCCUGACAGGGAGUCCGAGGAAUCGUUAUUCGGACUGGAUACCGGGGAAGUAGUGAUUGUGCCUGUCGCUGUGGGUGUCAUUGGCGUUGUGGUCCAUGUGGUCGACGUGGAAGUCCCCGGAAGCAGCGUCGCUGGGUCAAAAGCCCACGUCCUUCAAGUUGGCGCCUCUGAGGUCAAAGACGACUACAAAUCCUCCAGCACUUCGGUACUUACACUGCGUAACGGGCUUCGCUCUCUAUUCCAGCAGACAUUCCGCUGCUCAGGAACCCCAGUGCAUUCCUCCCUAUCUCGCAUAGCAGGUCAGAACGCAAGCUUUACGGUGAAAGAAGAGAGAAAGGCAAACCAACGUUUCAUAGAGACAGCACCGGUCAGAACUGCCACUGCGACAGGUAAGUUGCUUGUUAUUGUUGGUGCAAUCGGACGUCAACGCCCAGCAUACGCCACUACCAGUUUCGCCGUCAAAUGA